UCUGCAUGGGACAAAUCAGCGAAGCAUGCUUCAUUUUUUUUAAACCAUUAGAUAAAGAAAGGAUCUAAGGAUCUACAAAGAUUACACACAUGUURGUUAAGUGAUUUUCAAUAUAGAACACUCUCAUGAUGUGCCAAUAAUGUAGCAGAACAGUUGAAAAUGAGUGUGAACAAGCUAGCGUCUUCACUAUGCCGGUUGACUGGGGCAACCAACGCUUCGGCAUCAAUUUUGSAAUCUUUGCUGAAUUCAACGACGACUGAUCAAGAAGUAGUUUUACUUGAACAAUUACGGGAAUUCUUAAAACCUGAAAGCGUUCAUUCUACACAAAGUGAAGACGAUUGCGAGAGAGAGUGGCUCGAGAGAGGAAUCGAUGACAAUCCUUUCCCUAGCUCACAGCCAUCAACACUGUUUGGUUCUCAACAAGAUCUCAAUCACUUCACAUUCUACGUAUAUGAGCGUCGAUAUGGACGAACAGAAUUUCUUAUCAACUCUACAAUAGAUGGAAAUCAGGAGAGUUUAGAUGGAGUAGAUGUUUUGGCCACAUCGCCCCGAGUUCAAGAUGAUAGUAGAUUAUUAGUGCGAUUGAAUGUACUACUUGACGAACACAUCCACUGGUUUUCCUCUCAACCACUUAAUGUUGAGCUCUUAGGGAGUCUAAAAUAUGCUGUCUCGCAAGCGCAUAGUUUACCAGUAGUACGUAAUCAUACCUGUGUCCAAAUCAUGGAGUGGAUAAAGAUAAGGUCAGACAAUGGCUUCAGUGAUCAGGUCUUUCCUCUCGUAAAGGCUUUAAUUGUAUCUGGUAUUACKGAUGUUUGGUCAGCAAUAAGAAAUAGCUGUGUGGCAAGACUAGCACCAAGUUUGGAUCAUUUUACACUUGAUCAAGCUCAUGUCUUUUACUGUGAAUUAAUUCAGAUAUGUCUAGCCAAGGAUAGUUCAUGGCAAGCUAUAGAAGGAGCAGUCAUGGGAAUGACUACUUUAGUAAGAAGGUUUAGCUGGACAGGUGURAUGAAACACCAAUUGAACAAUAACACUAAGGAUGAGAUAUCACAGUAUAUGCUGAAGUUUGGUUCAUCAGAGCAGAGCUCCUUGCCUACCUUUAUUAUGGAUUCUGUGCAUUCAGUGUUAUACUCACUUCUUGCUCAUCCACAACUAAGUAUCAGAGACCAAGCUACCAAUGCUUUCUCUUCAAUACUGUCCAGAUGUGAAUUCCAGGAAGCAUUUGUUGCCUUUCAAGAUGUCAUCCAAAGGUUGUGUAAAGGAAUUCUUGACUGUCCUCAGUCUGAGGGGAAUGUCAUAGCUCUACCACACAUUGCUGUAUUACGGUCAGAUUUCAAAUUCCUGCAGGCUUACCAGGCUGAAGGGCUUCUUGGUGUUUGUGUGUUUCUUAUCAAGCAUAUUCCUCCUGGUUACCUGUURACAAUGUGGCCAUUGUAUUUCUCUACCUUCAAUCUUUAUCUCAUGCACCCUGCUUCAACUGUAAGACAGACAACAAGUGCAGUCUUCAAGUAUCUAGUUGCCAAAGAGUCCAGUAGUCCUGUAUUGCUAAAGCUGGUCUUGCAAGGCCUAGCAGCAGACUGGCAAGUUGAUACKGAUAUCUUGCUUUGCGACCUUCAAAGUAGAGUAGCAACAAGUAGUGAACAGACRGACAGUAGCUACAGGACACCCACWCCAGAGGCUCUACAUGGCGUGUCRCCUGUUCAAGCUUCCACAAGACAGGGAACUCUAGCCACUCCWCCACCAAUAGAUACYRCAGCUGAUACUCAAGAGAGGCAGUGUUCUUCUGGUUCUCAUCCACCACUUCACAAACAGCAAAGAAUAAGUAUCAGAAAUGUUCAGAGGUUGUUUGAUGAACGUCCUUCACAGACAGCAGGUCAUGUYGUUUCUCAGUCUUGGGAAUGGAGAGAAGGCAGACUGUUGGCAUAUGARCUUAUUUUAAAGUUUGUCAUUGCUAACCAUGUACACUAUGUCUUUCCUACUUUUGCCCUCACUACGAGUAGYGCAAGUGCCUCCGUUUCUGUUGAUGAAAACUUGAUCAGCAAGCAAGGUAGACAAAGGGCAUGGACUGCUGAUUCUUUGGCAGGACUAGAUAUGAAUAACUCCCAAGAUGGAGAUACAAUUAAACCUUUACCUAAACUCAGAAGAGAAUCUGAUGUUUCUUCAACAACUCAAAACUUAAAAAGCAACAGUUUUGCAGCCAUUUCCUCUCAGAUGUCAAGUUUCACCCCUAUGACAAUUCAGGAAGAUGAAAGUGUCUAUAUAGAGGCUGCCUCUGAAUAUUGUCACAAACAUCAGAACACAUCUCAUAUUAAAGAAGUUUGGAGUAGACAAUCCAAUCGAUCAUCAUCAGUCAGCAAAAUUGAAGAYGAUGGUUCAAGAACUAGAAAACUUAUUCGUCAGUAUUCAGUGACAUGCCAAAAAUAUCCUAAAAGACCAUUCCGACCUCCUAAACAACAAGGUGUUUUACUGGCCAACUCACUGCUUUGYCAAGCAUCAGAUUUAGAGAUGAAUACAAAUAGUACCAUGAARGCAUCAAUUAUGGUGUCUGGCCCAGUGUCAAAUAUUGUAAAAACUUUAGCUUCACCCUUAGGAAAGAUAGAGCAACAGAAUAGUGAUUUUUUUAUGUACAAAGAAUUAAGAAACAAAUCUAGUAAACCUUUAGAGGAUUUGCCGCAAUGGGCUUUUCAACUGGAGCUUGAACCUUUGACUUGUAUAUUAUCACAGAUAUUGUUUCAAACUAUAGAGUGCCUUGCUGAUUCUAGAUGGGAAUUACGUAGAAUGGGACAACAGCUUCUUCCGCUUGUAACAGAGACAAUACGAUGGUUCAACAUGGCUACCUUGGCUUAUCUGUGGGACAAUCAUUUAACAAGAGAGAACACUCUUUUAUGUUAUGGUGGUUGUAUUUCUCUAAAAAACUCUGUCAUGCAUGCUGGAAGACUAAGAUAUUACCUGGAUCAACCACCCACGACAUGGAAGGAUCCAGAGAGCUGCAGUAGAGUAGCAAUGUCAAUAGUUAAUGAGAUMAAAAAAGGCAUCAAGAAAUGGCUAUCAAAGAUUCACAGGAUAAUUCAGUACCCUGGCUAUGACAGACUCACAGUAGUUGCUAUGGAAACCAUUAUGCUUUCACAUAUUUAUUUCUUUACUUCACUUGAUUUUGAACAGAAACUUGAAGCUGAGGACCAAAUACUUGAUGUUUUGUUGAGUGUUUUCACUUGUUCAUUUCCUGAAAAACCUCUCAGUGCAGCAUUAAAGUCAUUUUGCAGAGAACAAACUGCGGAGUUCUUAGUUCCUGUAGAUGGGUUUUUAAGCUGCUCCUCAAGAAUAGAGUCUCCAGAGAAAAAUGCACAGCAGUUUGGAAAGCAUUUCUUUUCUGAGGCACAUGUAACUUUCAAGAGUUUUUUGAAGACCUGUCAAGUCCAUAAACUGGUUGUCAUAUUUCCUGUCUUGAUUCACUACAUUGAGUGGUUGUCAGAAGAAACUGCACUUUGUCAUUCACUGGUAGAUGGGCUACACCAUAUCUUAAUCAAGACACAAGAACUAAAGAAUUUAACCACACAAAGACAAAACCUUGAUUCUCUCAUUCAAACAUACUUUGAACAUGGCUUGAUAGCUGUAAGUGAUGCCAUCACAUCAUCAAAGGCUUUGGACAUAGCUAUAUUAAGACAACUUUUAGACUUAACUCUUAAGACUUGUGAGUUCAUUGAUCAACCUUCACUCAGCCAUAUUUUCAAAGCCAUCAGUGAAAAACUAGACUAUGAUCCUGAUCUUCUUCGUUUGGUCACAAUUGACAAUGCAAGUCGUACCACCACUCCUGACCUGUACAUCUUGAGUAAUGACAUACCCACAAGUCCUGUGGAUGAACCGGCUAUUCCAGUAGAAGAGGAAGAUGACGAACCAGACUCCAUAAGAGUUCUUCGGGAAUCAGAAGCAUUGGAUGCAUCRCAUGGUAGUGGAAGAGGUCCAGUGCGACAAGAUGAUGAUGAUUCUGACCUGUCAGACUGGGACAGCUGGGAAGAUGAAGAAGAGGAUCAGUCAGCAUUGAUAGCAGUGUUUUCAGAUUUUCUCAAAAACUUACAGAACAUGUAUGAAGCCAAGACUGACCAAGAAACCACCUCAGUCUUCAAGAGGCAGUUACAAAAGUGUGAAAGAUUAGAAAGACAAGCAAUUGCAAGUGUGAUGCAGUCAUAAUACUCAGAAAUAGCAAGACAUAUUUCAUCUCUGAAAAUAAAAAUAAAAACUUAAAGAGGAAUUCACCAUGUAAAAUAAUUAUGAUUAGAUAAGGUUUUAGUACUUUUAGGCUUUUUUUGCUGUAUUUAUUGUCAAACUCACAUUGUUGUGUGAUUUGGUAUUUUAUUCUGUAUAUUGUGUACAAUUUCUGUUUUGUAUAGAUAUUGUAUUUUCUCUGGGGAAAAGGAUUUCUAUCCCAGAGUUUGGCCCAGCAGCUCAAAAGAUAUUGUUCUAAAUUAGUUGAAAAAUAAAGACUAUUAUUUAUAAGUGAAAAA
This is a messenger RNA of Exaiptasia diaphana, 4499 nucleotides long. RefSeq lists its product as uncharacterized. The record is from RefSeq and is a predicted model, not a curated record. Bases 160 to 4185 code for a protein of 1341 amino acids. Lineage: Eukaryota; Metazoa; Cnidaria; Anthozoa; Actiniaria; Aiptasiidae. The transcript is spliced from 38 exons.